Molecule: messenger RNA, 1721 nt
Organism: Peromyscus maniculatus bairdii (prairie deer mouse)
Lineage: Eukaryota; Metazoa; Chordata; Mammalia; Rodentia; Cricetidae
Gene: Nudt19
Product: nudix hydrolase 19
Cellular component (GO): mitochondrion
Molecular function (GO): hydrolase activity, acting on acid anhydrides, in phosphorus-containing anhydrides
Source: RefSeq, a predicted model, not a curated record
CACCCACUCGUUUCUUAUUAGUAUGGUUCCAGUGAAUUUGCAAAUCUCAGAUUUCCUAGAACCUCCUAUUCCCGUGCCCAACAGGCAACAGCGUUGGGGACGAAGUCCUAAUCACUUGAGUUUAGUGGGAAAGGUACACAACCAGAUUGUGGUUUCUGUUCCACACCCUUCAGCACUCCUGCUCUCAGCUCCACACUUGUGUCCCCGACGCUGGAAGGUGACUGCGGCAGCACUGGUCGGGUGAGAAUGACCUAACUGAACCGCAGAGCACUCUAGGGUGGUGCUCUGGCGCGGGGAUCACGCUCCUCCCACAGCCAGACGCCUAGGGGCCUGGAGGCCGUUCUUUCCCAAGCCCACAAGUUCUUCGGGCUUCGGGACAGCACUCCACGAUCCGGCCACGCCAUAAGGGGAUCUGAAGGCCACCGGCCAUGAGCGUCCCGUUGCGAUCCGGCCGGAGCACCUGGCGGCGGGCAGCCACCGUGGUGCUAGCCGCGGGCUGGAACCGUCCGAGUCCCGGCGCCCCUCAGUCUGCCGACGACUUCCGGCUGCUGCUUCUCGAGCGCGCCCCAAACCAGCGCUUCAUGCCAGGCGCGCACGUCUUCCCGGGCGGAGUGCUGGACGCCGCCGACAGCUCGGCCGAUUGGCUGCGACUGUUCGCGCCCCGGCACACACCGUCGCGCUUCGGCCUGGGCCCGGCGCCGCCUCAGCACCCCUCUUUCCCGGGGCUCGUCCACGACAACGCGCACGCCGGGGCGCUGCCCGAUGAUGUAGCGCUGCGCAUCUGCGCUGUCCGCGAGGCCUUCGAGGAGGCUGGGGUGCUGCUGCUGAGGCCGCGGGACUCGGCGCCGGCUUCCCCGGGGCCCGGCCUGGCGCUGUCGCCUCCGCCGGGCCUGGCCGACUGGCGCUCGCGCGUGCGCAGUGACCCGCGCUGCUUCCUGCAGCUGUGCGAGCACCUGGACUGCACGCCCGACAUCUGGGCUCUGAGCAACUGGGGCGGCUGGCUCACGCCGUACGGGCGUGGCACCCGCCGCUUCGACACCACCUUCCUCCUGUGCUGCCUGCGCGAGACCCCGCCGGUGGAUCCCGACCUCACCGAGGUGGUGGGCUACAAGUGGUUGUCUCCAUCAGAGGCAACUGAGCGUUUCCUGUCCAAAGAAAUCUGGCUGGCACCACCGCAGUUCUAUGAAAUGAGAAGACUUGAAACUUUCGACUCUCUCUCCGCUCUGUACAGAUUUUCUUCAGAUCACCCUUUAGAAAUAACCGAGAAAUGGCUGCCGAUAGUACUUUUAACUGCUGAUGGCUCCAUCAAUCUUCUCCCAGGAGAUGAGCUGUAUGUGAAAGACUCAGAUUUCUUAGAAAAACCAAUGUCUACUGACAAAAAGACUGAAGAACUCGUGAAGGAAGGCAAAGUGGUUAACCGAAUGGUGAUCCACAGUCUCUACCACUAUGAACUCUAUGUGUCUCUGCUGUCCAAGGAUAAGCUCGUGUACCCUAAGAACUACGUAGUGAAUAAGAGCCUGCCUGCCCACUUGUGAGGUGCUCCACUUGUGGGGAUCGACUGAUCGUGUCUGAAAUACAAGGACUGUGCCUGUAAAGUUGUGUCUGCCCUGUUCCCUGUGUUGUGUGCGUUUGCUGCCUGUCUUCAGACUGCACAACAAGCCCCGAGGGUACAAUGUAUGAAGUGUUAAGGACCUGGUUACUGGAUAAACGGCUUCACAAUG